AGGACUGCAUUUUGAGUGACAGUGAGGCAGAGGGUAUCACCCUCAAAGACCUUCCUCAAGAUGUCCUACCUCAGCUACCUGAAGCCCACAGCCCAAACGGAGAGGGAGCCUCUGGUAAACUCACUCACCAAAAGAGAAGCUCCAAGAAACUCGCCCUCGUCGCUGACGGCCAGAAACCCCACACAGAGGAGAAAUCCCACAAGUGUCCCGAAUGCAGGAAGAGCUUCAAGGGGCACACCAGGCUCCUCAACCACCUGCAAACCCACACGAGAGAAAAAACGUUUGAGUGUGUGGAAUGUGGGAAGAGCUUUCGUAGGAAGGCCAACCUGGUGGUGCACCAGAGAAUCCACACAGGGGAGAGGCCUUACAAGUGCAAGGACUGUGAGAAAGCCUUCAGCCGUACCUCAAGCCUCGUUGCUCACCGCAAAACCCACGUGAAGAAGAAAGCCUUUGCUUGCACCAUGUGCAGGAAGAGCUUCAGUGGCAAUGCAGCUCUCUCCCAGCAUCAGAAGGUCCAUAAGGCUGAGAAGCCUUACAGGUGUGCUGAGUGUGGAACUAGCUUCCGUCUGUGCUCAGACUUCAUCAGACAUCAGCAGGUUCACUCGAGGAGAGCCAGUGAGCACACAGCAG
Merops nubicus (carmine bee-eater) is the source of this 630-nucleotide messenger RNA. RefSeq names its product zinc finger protein OZF-like. Gene Ontology annotation, biological process: regulation of transcription by RNA polymerase II. Gene Ontology annotation, molecular function: DNA-binding transcription factor activity, RNA polymerase II-specific; RNA polymerase II cis-regulatory region sequence-specific DNA binding. Lineage: Eukaryota; Metazoa; Chordata; Aves; Coraciiformes; Meropidae. The record is from RefSeq and is a predicted model, not a curated record. The annotation marks the transcript as partial. The transcript has a single exon.